AUGGCAUCACCACAAAGAGAAGGAUUCACUAUCCCCACAUCGAUAUCACACGCUGCUUCAGCUCAAGUAACCAACAAGUCGCUUGGUGUCAAAUACAACUGUGCCCAAUGUGCCGCUUCAUUUUCGUUGGGUAAGAAUGAUGCUAUUAGAUGUAAGGAAUGUGGACAUCGUGUUAUUUAUAAAGCUAGGACAAGAAGAAUGGUUCAGUUUGAAGCUAGGUAG
This is a messenger RNA of Lodderomyces margitis, 222 nucleotides long. It is a transcript of the gene RPC10, whose product is annotated as DNA-directed RNA polymerase core subunit. The transcript has a single exon. The record is from RefSeq and is a predicted model, not a curated record. Gene Ontology annotation, biological process: DNA-templated transcription. Gene Ontology annotation, molecular function: DNA binding; zinc ion binding; DNA-directed RNA polymerase activity. Lineage: Eukaryota; Fungi; Ascomycota; Pichiomycetes; Serinales; Debaryomycetaceae. Bases 1 to 222 code for a protein of 73 amino acids. Gene Ontology annotation, cellular component: RNA polymerase II, core complex; RNA polymerase III complex; RNA polymerase I complex.